GGCAGCGGUUAAACGUCGAAUGUGUGAUCUCGUGCAUUGGUCCGUAGUGGAAUCUGCGAAAACGCCACAACCGCCAUAAUGAUCAAACAGAAGGGAAAUUCAGUGCCAAGAGGUCCUUCGAGAGAGUGCACAACCGCACUCAAUCAAAAGCCACCAGAGACGGGAGAGGAGCAAGAGCGUCCGGAAGAAUACUGCUGGGGCGGUUACCAUCCGGUCAAACUAGGAGACAUGCUCCAGGAGCGGUAUCAAAUAAUUCGGAAGCUAGGCUGGGGCUACUUUUCUACGGUAUGGCUCAGUUGGGAUCCGGUUGAGAAACGGUACGUUGCGUUAAAAAUUGUCAAAUCGGAGAAGAUUUACACCGAGACGGCAGAGGACGAGAUCAAAAUUCUCAAAGCAAUACGAGAUGCAGAUCCGGGCGAUCCGAAACGAAAUAAGAUUAUUCAACUGUUUGACGAUUUUCGCAUAACCGGUGUGAAUGGUACUCAUGUUUGCAUGGUGUUUGAGGUACUGGGCUAUGAACUUUUGGAACUGAUUGCGAAAAGUAACUACCGAGGCAUUCCACUUCCAAAUGUUAAAUCGAUUGUUCGCCAGGUUUUGGAAGGAUUGGAUUAUCUGCAUUCGAAAUGCCAUGUGAUUCACACAGACAUCAAACCGGAGAACAUUCUGGUCUGCGUAGACGAUGAAUACUUUCGCAAUUUAGUUGUCGAUCCUUCGAAACUACGUGAAGAGCUAUGUCCAACGACCGAAGAUACCGAUGAACACCAAACUGAUGUUGAAUCAAUUGCCCUUCAGAUAGGAGAGCUACAAAUUGGCAGCACUGGUGGUCCUUCAGUUCAAAAUAAAACUGAACAUGGAAACGGAGAUAUGGCCAAAUCUGCGAAUGUGGAACCAUGCACAACAAGCAGUACCGAUGACCUAAGCAAAAAUAUCCCACACUCAUCCAAUGAGUACGCUCCCUUAUCUCAAUCAACCAACAAUUCCUCAAGUAAAGAUCCGGCAUUGACUGUGUGUGACAUCCAGGUUAAGAUCGCCGAUUUGGGAAACGCAUGCUGGAUCGACAAGCACUUCACCGAAGACAUCCAAACCCGUGAGUUCCGCUCGCUGGAGGUGAUCAUCGAGUCCGGUUACAACACUUCGACCGAUAUCUGGAGCGUGGCUUGUAUGGCUUUCGAGUUGGCCACCGGAGAACAUCUGUUCGAUUCGGUAGACUCCGGCAGGGAUAGUGGUUCUGAGGAUAGCGAUGACGACGGCUGCGAUGAUGUUCACAUAGCUUCCAUGAUUGAGCUGCUAGGGCCCAUACCGAAGAAGAUCGCCUUGUCCGGUGCUAAAUCUAAGGACAUUUUCAACGCGAAGGGGAAAUUGCGAAGCUUUAAGGACAUCAAGCCAUGGAGUUUGAGUGAUAUGUUGCAGGAAAAGUAUGGAUGGGAUCAGCAGGAUGCAGAGGAUUUUGGUGAUUUUCUAAGACCGAUGUUGGAAUACGAUGCGAAGGAGCGGGCAACUGCGGCUAUUUGUCUUGACCAUCCGUGGUUGCAGGAUUUCGAGAGGUAGAGGG
Molecule: messenger RNA, 1552 nt
Organism: Aedes aegypti (yellow fever mosquito)
Lineage: Eukaryota; Metazoa; Arthropoda; Insecta; Diptera; Culicidae
Product: SRSF protein kinase 2-like
Exons: 2
Coding region: 79-1548 (489 amino acids)
Biological process (GO): spliceosomal complex assembly; protein phosphorylation; regulation of mRNA processing
Molecular function (GO): ATP binding; protein kinase activity
Source: RefSeq, a predicted model, not a curated record